UUGGCACUGCGAGUCCUGGCCAGAUUGUCGCGGCGUUCUAGCUAGUUCGCGGACAGGAUGUCGGCGCUGGAGGUGCAGAGCGUGCUGCAGAAGAUGGCGGCGAUGCGGGACGGCGGCGGGGGUUGGCCGCCUGGCGUCCAGGUGGAGUUCCAGGAGCUGUACGCCGUCCUCGACAAGGUCCAGCGCAAGGUCACGCACGCCGAGCCGCUGGUCGACAGCCGCAGCUCCGCCGCCUACUCCCUCUUCCUCGCCGACCUCCGCCGCGUCGCGCUCACCGUCGACGACGCCCUCGACGGCUACUCCGCCAGCGCCCGCCGCUCACCGUACCGCCACAAGCUCCGCGGCCUGCUCUCCGUGGCCGCCUCCAGCGUCAGCACGCCCUUGGCUGUCCCCACGCCCUUGUUGGCAGGCCAGCUAGCCCGGAAGCUGUCGCGUCGUCCGUCCGCUGGCCACGCGGAGCAGCCUCUGCCGCCGGCGCUGCGCCCGAAGAUUGCCAGGCAGUUUGAGGAGGCCGGCAAGGACCUUCGGAUGCUGCUGCGCCUCUUCACCACUUACGUCGCCGAUCUUCUGCCUCCGCCGGAGCAUCCCCAUCGGGAUGCACCCGGACUCGGUGCUGCCCCCAAGACCAAGAAAGCCGCGUCGUCCCUGUCUCAAGAACAUGGCCUCAUAGGGAGAAGCCAGGAUCAGGCGAACGUGUCAAGGCUCCUGCAAGACGGCGGAGCGGGGGUCGUCGCCAUCGUCGGCAUGGCCGGCGUCGGCAAGACGGCGCUCGCGCGGGCCGUGUACAUGGCUGCCAAAGACGACGGCUUCGACUUCACUCUGUGGGUGGAUGUGUCCCAAGAUUUCAACCCGGAAGGUAUCUUCAGGCUGGUGAUGUCCGAGCUUAGAAAGCAGCUGAGACCCAGGGAGGAUCCGGAGAGCUUCUGGUGGUCUCUCAACGAGGGCAUGAUCAACAAGAGAUACCUGCUUGUCCUGGACGACGUCUGGAACGAAGACCAGGGCAAGUGGAAUCAGCUGAUGCAUCUCCUCUACGGCAACGUCGUCAUGAACAAUAGUGGAAAGAUCAUUGUUACUACCAGGAUCCCUGCCGCGGCAAUGGCGAUACGCUCUGCAGAAACCUACCACGUGCGGCCAUUGACAGUGGAAGACACCUUGAAACUACUCAAGAAGAGUAACAAGAAGCAGCUAAAGCUGCUCCUGAAGAAAAACAGUAAGUUGCGCAGAGGCCACAGGAACGCCGCCAUGUCCGCCGCCGCGGCUGAAAGAUCAAAUGAGAGGCAGGUCUCCGAAAGAUGCAGCGGCUUGCCCGGCAUCAUAGACCUGAUGAGCUCCAAACUUGAAGCUCUCUGUGACAAGAAAGUUGCCGAUCCACUGGGUCAGUUCAAUAUGAUCUGUGCAGGCAACGAGGAGCUCCUGCGCGUCGGCGAGGCCAGCUACAACCACCUCCCGGCACAUCUGCAACGGUGCUUCCUCUACUGCUCGCUGUUCCCACACGACCACAUCUUUGACGCGGAGGAGAUGACCGGCCUGCUGGUCGCUGAAGGCUUGACGCAGAUUUCAAGCAGAGAGGUCGCACAAGGAGGCGGUGAUUUCACCAGGCUGCUGAAUGAAUGCUUCGACGCCGUCCAGAAACCCGGGUCCAAAGGCGAGGUGGGAUACAAGAUGCAUCGGGUACUGCACAUUCUUGCACGGCGCAAAGGAAAAGAGUUGUACAAAGCUAUUACGGGUGAUCAUUCUGCUGGUUUGACAGAGCACUCCAAUAUCAGAUACAUGUCUCUCAUGGUUGAUGGCAGGGCUAAAGAACUCCCGAAGCUGCUGAAUGAACAGAAAGAUUUGAGGACACUAAUCCUGCUCAGGGAGCAACAGAUGGUUUUAUCUUGCCGUAAAUCUGAGAUCAGAGAGAUUCCUUCUGACUACUGCCAUUAUCUCACGGCGUUGCGCGUCUUGGAUCUGCAGGCGACAAGGAUCGACAAGUUGCCUGAACCAUUCCGAAUGCUGUCAAACAUGAGGUAUCUCAACCUUGCUCAAACUGACAUCGCCGAACUGCCCGAAUCACUUGGCAGGCUUGAGUACUUGAUAUACCUCAACAUUUCUCAGACAAGUAUCGCGGCAGUUCCUGAAUCUAUCGGCAGGAUUCACUCUUUGAGGUACCUGAAUCUUUCACGAACUGUUGUCGGUAAAUUGCCCGACUCAGUCGGCACGCUCCGGUUGUUGCAGACUUUGCAGCUCUCACAUUGUGAAAGGCUUUUGAAACUACCACACACUAUAUCCUCCCUCACAAGCUUGCAAAAGUUAGACCUGCAAGGCUGCCAGUAUCUGUCCGAGAUGCCUCAAGAUAUCAGCAGCAUGAAAAAUCUGAAGGAGCUGAAUGUACUAGAUUGCGCAUCACUGGAUAAAAUGCCUUGUGGCCUCAGUGCACUGACCAAGAUCGAAGCAUUGCCAAGGUACAUCGCGAACAGUGGCGAUAACAACCCCAUCUUGGAGCUGCAGGGUUUAGCAAAUCUGAAAAGACUAGGCUUGGAAAACAUCGAGAAAAUCUCGGUCGAGGACGCAGCAAAUAUACAACUGCAAGAGAAGCACAAGCUGGAGCAUUUGACACUGCAUUGCAACAUGGAUGCAGAAAGUGGCAAUCCAAGAGUGGUGGAAGAGCUACUCGACCGUCUGGAGCCCAACCGUGGGUUGAAGACAUUGGAGAUCAUCUCUUAUGCAGGGGAACGGUUCCCGCGCUGGAUGGCCAACAGAGACCCACAGCUUAAGAAGCUGACUCACAUCAGGUUGAUCAACCUGAAGUGUACGAGCCUCCCAGCGCUUGGACACCUACCUCGCCUCACGACACUGGAGAUCAAUGGGAUGAAUGCUAUAGAGCAAGUCAGUAAGGAACUAAACGGUGAACCAAACGGCGAGAGCGCGACAUUCCGCUCGCUGAAGAGCAUCACCUUCUGUCAGAUGGUUGGCCUAGAAAGCUGGCCAAAGGAUAAUGGGGCUACAUGCCCUCACCUUGAGGAGUUGUCAUUCAUCCAGUGCCCCAAAUUUCAAGAGCUUUCCAUGAAGCUCCCCAUCAAGAAGCUGACUAUCUGUAUGAGCCCGCAUGAACUGCUUGGAAAAGAGGGACUGGCAGGUGUUGCUAGCAGCCUGAAAAGCUUAUCGAUUUCGCUGUGCGAAGAACUAUCGUCGUCGUCGAACAGUGAGGGCCUGAUGGCGCUUUCUAGCCUUGAGGAGCUAGAGAUUUCCGGGUGUGACGAACUGGACAGCUUGCCUCCGUGUGUGGAGAACCUUGCUUCACUUAAGAGCUUAUCGAUUAUUGGGUGCAGCAAGUUGCAUGAUUUAACAGAUUUACUAGAAUGCACUAGACGGGGACGCCUGAGGUCCUUGCACAUAUCUGGAUGCCCAAGGGUGCCACCCGUCCCGGAGGGUUUGAGAGGGAUCACAACCUGCGAGUGAAAUUAAUAUUUGUGGGAUGGUGCAUUGAUGAGUUUGUGUUCCGUGUUUUCUGUAUCUGAAUUUGCUCAGGUUCAUAAGUUCUUCAUUCGCUGUUCUACAAAUGAUUACGGAGUGGUGUUUUUAUUUGUUACUAUUGAAAGAAAAGUGGUGUUUAAUCAUUCGAUCG
Messenger RNA from Phragmites australis (common reed), 3607 nucleotides. Its product is annotated as putative disease resistance protein RGA1. The transcript has a single exon. Gene Ontology annotation, biological process: defense response to other organism. Bases 58 to 3441 code for a protein of 1127 amino acids. The record is from RefSeq and is a predicted model, not a curated record. Gene Ontology annotation, molecular function: ADP binding. NCBI's taxonomy places the organism in Eukaryota, Viridiplantae, Streptophyta, Magnoliopsida, Poales, Poaceae.